Messenger RNA from Abrus precatorius (Indian licorice), 276 nucleotides. Its product is annotated as precursor of CEP8-like. Bases 1 to 276 code for a protein of 91 amino acids. The record is from RefSeq and is a predicted model, not a curated record. Gene Ontology annotation, molecular function: hormone activity. Gene Ontology annotation, cellular component: extracellular region. NCBI's taxonomy places the organism in Eukaryota, Viridiplantae, Streptophyta, Magnoliopsida, Fabales, Fabaceae. Gene Ontology annotation, biological process: regulation of root development; root development; nitrate import. The transcript has a single exon.
AUGGCUCAUUCCACUCGCAUUUGCUUCCUCUUUGUACUAAUGUUUUUGUCUCAUGAACUACUCAGUUGUGAGGGUAGAAAUUUGAGACAAAACAUUCAGUCACCGGGCGUUGCCCCUGCCAAUGCAAUGAACAUUGCCACUAGCACAACGAAAAGUGCUAUUGUCAGCCCAAGCCAGAUGGACCGUAGCAUUAGAAAUCUUGAGGGAGAUGCUGAAGCUUUUAGGCCCACAACUCCUGGUCACAGUCCUGGUGUUGGCCAUUCCAUUAACAAUUAA